This is a messenger RNA of Alternaria alternata, 938 nucleotides long. Its product is annotated as GroES-like protein. NCBI's taxonomy places the organism in Eukaryota, Fungi, Ascomycota, Dothideomycetes, Pleosporales, Pleosporaceae. Gene Ontology annotation, molecular function: oxidoreductase activity. The transcript has 3 exons. Bases 267 to 938 code for a protein of 223 amino acids. The record is from RefSeq and is a predicted model, not a curated record.
AGAAUUCAAUCGAGAUAUGGUCGAUUAGUUGGUGUUCAAAUGUUCCGAGGUAUCGAAUGUACGGCUCAAGAUGCUGACACAGAGUGGGGACGAUCGAUUAGAAAUACAGUUUCGCCCUGCAGGAUAUAGUGCAUUCUUGAUAAUCAUAUCGUACUAACGCAGCACUUUUACAUACAAGUGUUGCAGCCUCGUCCUUCGUGCUGUGCUGCUUGUCACCCGUUACAAUUCGAUUAUCGACAACCUCCCUCUCGUGUCCACUCCUAGUCAUGUCUCCCUCCCUUUCAAUACCCAACACCUCUUCUACACCAACUUCGCCAGGGCGUUGGGUAGUCACAGAAUUUGGCAAGCCAUCCGUGCUAAGAUGGGAAGCGUUCGAUCCCACGGCCUCGCUUUCUGCCGGCGGAGUCCUCAUCCGCAUUCUCGUUGCUGGUAUCGCAGGAGUCGACAAUAUACAACGCUGCGGGGGCUACCCUCAUCCGUUGGCAAAAGAUCCUGGGUUCACAACUGGGUAUGACCUUGUGGGCGAAAUCAUAGCGCUGGGUGAUGCUGUGCCAGAAGAGAGAGGACUGGAGGUUGGAGAAAGAGUGGCGGCAUUGAGUAUCAUUGGUGCGCACGCUACACAUAUCGUGCUGCCCUAUGAAGAAGUCAUGAAGCUGGAUAAGCAUGACGAUCCACUAAAGAUAUGUGCACUGCCGCUGAAUUACAUGACAGCAUGGGGUAUGCUGAAGCACAGUGGUGUGAAUUUAGCGCCCGGCUCGAGCAUCUUGAUUGGGAGUGCAAGUGGAGGACUGGAUCUUGUUAAACAAGUUCAUGCACUGACAGACGGGAAAGGAGUUGACGUUGCAUAUGAUGGCGUUUGCAAUGAAAAGACUGCACACGACUUCCUCGCAGCAACCAAGCAAGAUGUUGGCAAACACUGUUGCAACCUCCACGAGUGA